Messenger RNA from Penicillium vulpinum, 990 nucleotides. Its product is annotated as formate/nitrite transporter family protein. Gene Ontology annotation, cellular component: membrane. Gene Ontology annotation, molecular function: high-affinity secondary active nitrite transmembrane transporter activity. The transcript is spliced from 3 exons. The record is from RefSeq and is a predicted model, not a curated record. Gene Ontology annotation, biological process: transmembrane transport; nitrite transport. Bases 1 to 990 code for a protein of 329 amino acids. Lineage: Eukaryota; Fungi; Ascomycota; Eurotiomycetes; Eurotiales; Aspergillaceae.
AUGACAUUCGAUGCAUUCUCUCCUCGAGAGGUGAUCGAGGCUGUCGCAAACACAGGCGCACACAAGGGGAAUAUGCGAUUGGAUAAGGUGUUUUUUAGUGCAGUUUCAGCUGGCUGUUUACUUGCAUUCGCUUGCGGAACUACUCUCAGUACCAAUGCCACACCCUGGUUUCAAGAAAAUGCCCCAGGUCUGAUGCGAACCAUCAGUGCCUUGGUGUUUCCUUAUGGUCUAUGUAUGAUCCUCCUAACAGGUGCAGACCUUUGCACUGGAUCCUUUAUGUUUACUACAGUUGCAGCGCUUCACCGGCGCUUGCCUUGGUCGAAAAUGUUGGUUCACUGGGCAGUGACAUUCCUUGGAAACUUCGCCGGAUCUUUAUUUGUCGUGGCUAUCAUCUUCGGCUGUACGGAAUUGACUCUCACAUCCCUAUUGCUCCAAAUCAUUGUGACUAAUGUUGGACCUAUAGAUGGAAAUGUUUUUUCUGCAGACCCGUUCAAGUCCGCUGUCAUUUCUUUUGCCACAAAAAAGCAAGUCACCCCUGAUUUCCACAUGAUAUUCCUGCGUGGCAUUGGGUGUAACUGGCUAGUCUGUUUGGCUUGCUUUUUUGGUAUCCAAGGUCGGGAUCUGGCAUCCAAAGUUAUUGGAAUCUGGUGGCCUACAUUUGCUUUUGUUUCCCUGGGCUUUGACCACGUCGUUGCAAACAUGACAUUCAUUCCAUUGGGGAUCUGGCUUGGAGCGCCAAAUAUUACAAUCGGCCUAUACAUCUGGAAAGGUAUCAUCCCGACCUUAUUAGGAAAUAUCAUUGGUGGAGGGACUUACUAUUGGUACAUGUACCUUCUCGAUAUAAAUACAUUGCCUUUGUAUGGAAAGGAGAAAGUCCGGAACAGCUCAUUGGACUCAGUGUCCCGCCCAUAUCAAGCUACGACUAAGCGAGCAGACAUCGAGGCAUCGGCUGGAAGCUUCGGCGACCAGAACUCACAUAUGAAUGAGUAA